AUGGCCAAUGAGCAAUUCUACCUCGUCCAAGGUGCCCAAAACAUUGAGACAGAUGAAGUAGACUAUCGUAAUUUAAUGGUACAUUAUAAGCUGGAGCCGCAUUUGGUCAAGAUGGCAGAGACGACGCUACCGGGUACUUAUCAUCACCUUCUACGUGGUGUAGGGGAUGCUCGAGAUUCACUUACACCAGGAGAAUGUAAAAGUGACCUUUUGUCACUAUUAGAUGGCGUACCUUUUGAUCGUCCUAUCGAGCCACUACCUGAGAGUGUAGUGAAGAGUGCAUUUCAGCUUCCUGCAGGUAAUAAGAGUGGACCUAUAAUGCAUCCACUUGGUAGUCGGAAAGUUCAAGGACUUAUCCAUGCACCACCACCUACGGGUGCUGAACGAGCUAUUCAUGUGGAAAAACAGAAGGGAAAGGCUAAGGAUGAUAAAGACCGAAAAGAGAAGAAGGAGAAAAAGAAAAAGAAACGAGAACGAGAAGAUGCGACUGUGUUGCAAAAGCUGUUAGCCCCAUUAGUAGCUGAAUUGCGUGCGCUUACAUGGGCUGGGUGGGUAGUGAAUGGAAAGGCAGGAAAUCCAUUCAUACAAAAGUUUACAAAGGAUAAUUGCAAGCGACUGGGUGUACCAAAUUAUUUUGAUUACGUGAAGAAUCCAAUGGAUUUGACUCGCAUGAAGGAAAAGGUAGAACAUGCAGAGUACACAAAAAUUGAUCAAUUUACUGCAGACAUUAAGCUCAUGGCAGCAAAUGCGAAAACUUUCAAUCGCGUUGGUGAACCAGUGCAUCAAAUGGCGAUUGAGAUUGAAAAGUUGUACGAAUCGAAGUUGCCAGUGUACAAGAAGAUGUUUGACGAUUUGCAGCAAGAGCGGAAGAAACGUAAAAAGGAGAAGAAGAAACGAAAAGAAAAAAAGAAAGAAAAGUAA
This is a messenger RNA of Plasmopara halstedii, 921 nucleotides long. RefSeq names its product Transcription initiation factor TFIID, subunit BDF1 and related bromodomain proteins. Gene Ontology annotation, cellular component: nucleus; chromatin. The transcript has 3 exons. Bases 1 to 921 code for a protein of 306 amino acids. The record is from RefSeq and is a predicted model, not a curated record. NCBI's taxonomy places the organism in Eukaryota, Oomycota, Peronosporomycetes, Peronosporales, Peronosporaceae. Gene Ontology annotation, biological process: chromatin remodeling; regulation of DNA-templated transcription.